GUGUGACAUUCAAAAUCGGGACCGGAACGGGAAAUAAUGAUUGCCUUUCUAUCACUGUUAUUGCUUGCGAUUAAUGCGUUCGGAGCGCCUGACCCAAAACCCGGCUACGGAGAUCAAGUACCGUUGGUAUCAGAACAGCCUGUUGCCUUCAGUCAUGCUUCCCGAAUCGAUUAUCCUGCAAAGUCAGUUCCAGUAGCUGCCACUGCUGAAAAACAAGCAGUGGCUGCGCCUUCCCUUAAACACUACGGACUAAUUGGAAAUGGAUAUGGAUGGGGAGGCGGGAUUGGUGGUUAUGGUGCAGGAUAUGGAUUAGGUGGUGGCAAUGCACACGGCAUCGGGAUAGCACCUGGAUUUGGUGUAGUAAAAGGUUAUGGAGUUAAAGGUCAAGCAAUUGGAGGUGGUUUGAAUGGAUAUGGACAAGGAAUUGGAGGUGGUGUAGGUGGAUAUGGACAAGGGAUUGCAGGUGGUAUAGGUGGAUAUGGACAAGGAAUUGGAGCCGGUCUAGGUGGAUAUGGACAAGGAAUUGCAGGUGGUCUAGGUGGAUAUGGAGCAGGAUUUGGAAGUGGUCUAGGUGGAUAUGGAGCAGGAUUUGGAGGUGGAGUAGGUGGUUAUGGCGUUGGAUUAGGAAAAGGAGUUGGUGGAUACGGGCCGGCAUUAGCAGGUGGGAUUGGUGGAUAUGGACAAGGCUUAGGGGGUGGGAUUGGUGGAUUCGCCCCAGCAAUAGGAGGAUAUGCGCCAGGAAUAGGUGGUGCAGUUGGAGGAUUUGCGCCUGGAAUAGGAAGUGCGAAUGGAGGAUAUGGGCAAGGAAUUGGGGGAUACGGAAUAGGAGUAGGAGGCGGUUUAGGCGGAUAUGGGACUGGAAUAGGAGGUGGCCUGGGAGCACCAGGUUUGGGGGCAGGAUAUUUUAAAGGGUUUGGAUCAGUAAAUGAAGUUGGUGGAUUUGGUGCUGGAAAUGGUGGAUUUGGGGCCGGAAAUGGAGGAGUUGGGUUUGGUGGAGGCGUUGGCGGUUAUAACAUUGGCACUGGUAUUGGGGUAGGAAAAGGAUACGGUCACAAUGGAAUAAGUGGUGGUGGAUUGGGAGGAUAUGGGGCUGGUUUUGGUGGAUAUGGACUAGGAAACGGAAUUGGAGGAUACAAUAUCAAUACAGGCUUUGGAUUAGGAAAGGGAUACGGUUUGAGAGGUGGACACGGUGGCGGUUAUGGCGUUGGUGGUGCCGGAGGAGGACUUAUAGGUUAAAUUAAAUUGGACAAUUGUAGUAAAAAAUGAGUUUUCUCGUUCCUUUGUUGACUUCAUAAGUUAUUAUUAAUAUUAGCUCGCCAUACUUCAAACUAAAAU
Messenger RNA from Agrilus planipennis (emerald ash borer), 1335 nucleotides. RefSeq names its product glycine-rich cell wall structural protein-like. The coding region runs from base 37 to 1236 and encodes 399 amino acids. The transcript has a single exon. The record is from RefSeq and is a predicted model, not a curated record. NCBI's taxonomy places the organism in Eukaryota, Metazoa, Arthropoda, Insecta, Coleoptera, Buprestidae.